UAACAUAUUAACUGUAUCGUGUAAUUGUGACCAAACCAAAAGUUUCUUGCCAGCAUUUGAACGCGAGCUUACUAGUAAAACACCAAUUGUGAAGUCAACCUGCAAAAAAAGUAACUUGUUUCUGGAUAAUAAUUUAGUGUGUACCAGAAUGAACCCAGCUUGGACCGAUGAUAUAAUCAAACAACUUGAUAUCCGAGAUGACUUUGAACAACGAGACAUCAAGUAUUUUACAGCAUUUAACCAAUUGAGCCAGCAAUUACAACUUCAAAAACUAGCCAAUAAACAACAGUCUCCUUCACCGUCAUUGACAUCUCCUACCUUAAAGCAAGAGGACUUAGAUCGUACAUUCAUAAUACGAGAGAACCAACAGCUUAAAAACGAAAACAAUGACCUUAUAUCAAGUUUAAACAUGGCUACAAUUAAAAAUGAAAAGUUGGAACAGGGGAUAAAGGAACGAGAUUCCACAAUCAAAACGUUACAACGAAAUAAUGAGAAAUUAAAGAGUAAGAUUGAUAGCUUGAGUCUUGAAAUUAAAGAAAAGAAUAAAACAAUUGAGAUUAUUAAUGAUGAGAUCCUAAUGAAUCAAAUUCAGUAUAAUGUUCUUAAUGACAAAGUCCUGGCUCUUGAAGCCGAAAGAACAAAGAGCCAAUAACAAGCUAUAACCACACCUUGUUCAAAUCCGCCUCUUCCAACAUAAUGCUUCCGACAUUGUACUCUGAAGCAUAUUAUUUUGGCAUUCAUUGCAUAUAUCCCUGUAAACUGCUGGCAUUUGCAGAAUCACACAGUGGCCACAUUUGGUCUACCCCCUUGAACUUUUGGAUAGGAACACGACUAUUUCUAAUUAUAUCACGCAUAUUUAGAUCCUUGAACCAAAUUGACAACCCCUACAAUUUCUAUUUAUAAAUUCUUUAAUAUACCAAUGCAUAAUGAUCACAUGGUACUCUUCCACAUGUACCUACUCCACCUUACAAGAAAUUUGUCUCCAUGUUCUCGACAAAUAUUAAAGUUAUAUUUGCUCACCUGGU
This is a messenger RNA of Spathaspora passalidarum NRRL Y-27907, 1025 nucleotides long. RefSeq lists its product as uncharacterized. The transcript has a single exon. NCBI's taxonomy places the organism in Eukaryota, Fungi, Ascomycota, Pichiomycetes, Serinales, Debaryomycetaceae. The record is from RefSeq and is a predicted model, not a curated record. Bases 149 to 652 code for a protein of 167 amino acids.